AUGAAUAAUCUUGCAAAACCUGAAUAUUUAAAGGUCUUCAUGUCUUUGAUGCUUUGCACAGACAAUACGCUCUUUGAAACUUUAUUUUUUGUUCCUGAUGAAGUUGUUUUGGAGAUUAAAUGUUCGAAAUCAUCUCACAAGCAAAAACCAGCAACGUACAUAGGUACAAAGUUAAUUAAAGUUCACUUAAUAUUCACUCCUGUACAUUCGAGAGAGGUUGAAAAAGUAAACACAAGAGAAACGCAUUGA
This is a messenger RNA of Clunio marinus, 249 nucleotides long. NCBI's taxonomy places the organism in Eukaryota, Metazoa, Arthropoda, Insecta, Diptera, Chironomidae. The record is from the annotation of a GenBank genome assembly.